AUGGAUAUGUUAGAACUCGGAGCAAGAAAUGAAACACGAGCACAGAUACAAAAAACACUCAGUCAAGACAAUAUUGAAUACGACACAUUAUUAACCAGCCUGCAAGCGUUUGUUGAUAUUUUCAAGGAAAUCGGCAGUUUUGUUGAUAUUAGGUCAGCAAACAAAAUUUACCCACUUGCGGGUAAGCAUAUAGACGGGGAUUAUCUAGAGAAAGUGAAUAGAUAUUUCAAAGCUGAAAUCACCAGUUUAGAUUAUGGAUCAUCACCAGAAGAAUCAAGGUCAGAAAUAAACCAUGGGGUAGAAAAAGAGACGAAUGUCAGAAUUAAGGACAUCUUGGCACUUGGAUCAGUAACCUCUAGUACUAUGGUGAUCGCCGUCAACGCAAGAUACUUUACAGAUGACAUUGAAGGGCUGUACUCUUUAGGAGGCCGUCUGUCAUCUUCUAUGUUAGAUGAACUAAUGACACAGUUAAGUGAAAGGAAAGUUGUUGUAAAUUUGCCAAUAUUUCAGAUGGAUACCUCUUACGAGAUGAAAGAUGUUCUCACAUUUCUCGGCAUGCAUGACAUGUUUGAAGCUGACAUGGCGGAUUUGUCAGGUAUCGGAGAAGGUCUUUUUGUUACAACUGUUAUUCAUAAGGCAUUUGUAGAGGUGAAUGAAGAAGGUACAGAGGCUGCUGCAGCGACGGCGAUGAUAAUGGCAACGACUUGUGCUAUUA
Messenger RNA from Ruditapes philippinarum (Manila clam), 715 nucleotides. RefSeq names its product serpin B3-like. The record is from RefSeq and is a predicted model, not a curated record. NCBI's taxonomy places the organism in Eukaryota, Metazoa, Mollusca, Bivalvia, Venerida, Veneridae. The transcript is spliced from 2 exons. The annotation marks the transcript as partial. Gene Ontology annotation, molecular function: serine-type endopeptidase inhibitor activity.